Oryza brachyantha (malo sina) is the source of this 1503-nucleotide messenger RNA. RefSeq names its product AMSH-like ubiquitin thioesterase 2. The record is from RefSeq and is a predicted model, not a curated record. NCBI's taxonomy places the organism in Eukaryota, Viridiplantae, Streptophyta, Magnoliopsida, Poales, Poaceae. Gene Ontology annotation, biological process: protein K63-linked deubiquitination. The coding region runs from base 350 to 1198 and encodes 282 amino acids. Gene Ontology annotation, cellular component: endosome; membrane. The transcript is spliced from 9 exons. Gene Ontology annotation, molecular function: K63-linked deubiquitinase activity; metal-dependent deubiquitinase activity; protein binding.
CGCUUUCUCGUGCUUUUCGUCCCCAUCUUGAACUCCCCCGUCGCCUCGCCCACCCGGUCUGUCUGUCCGUGAUGUGCCCCGGUGUCCGGCAUGCACCAGCGUGACGCGUGGUGUGUGAGUGGUGGCGUUGCGAGGCGUAAAAUUCUAAAACCGUCUGUGGAUUCGGGUUCGCGUCCCUGCACUGCAGUUAACAACAGCGCCACGCUCGACUGCUCGACGCUCCGCCUUUCCCCUCUCUCUCCCUCGGUCUCUCCCGCCGCCCCCUUCGCCCGAGCGAAUUCCAGCUGCUCGGAUACUGCUCCUGCUCCGGAUUUCUCAAGGUCGAAGUCUGGUGCCCUGACCUAGCGCCAUGGGCGGCAGGAGAUUUGAAAUAAAUACAAAUAAAUGCGGGACACAUCCAACGCCAAGUAAAGCGUAUUAUGUCGAUACCACCAGUACCGAUGCACAUCAAGUUGUCCACUGUCAAGUUAAUUGUAGACCAGCAAGAGAUCGCAAUAUUGAUUCCUACUCUGUGAAGCACCAUUACCCAUCUCCUAUUGUUUCUUGGAUAGAAGAUCUUUCGAGCUUCGGCAAUGUUCCUUUUUGCCCGGAUCCUGAAUACGCUGAUGAGCAAUCAAGAUCUUCAGCGGGUCAGUCUUCAGCAUCUGUCAAUUUGCAGGACAUGCAGAUAUCGGUUAGAUUGACAGAUGAAUUCAUCGAACUUGCGAAGGAGAAUACAAGCAACAACGUAGAGACUUGUGGAAUUUUAGGUGCUUCAUUUAGGGAUGGAACUUACUACGUGAAUAUGCUGAUCAUACCAAAGCAAGAGGCAACUCCUCAUUCUUGCCAGGCUGUCAAUGAGGAAGAGAUACAUGCUAUUUUAUCGGAGCAAUCACUUUACCCUGCAGGAUGGAUACAUACGCACCCUUCGCAAACAUGUUUCCUAUCAUCAAUCGAUCUGCACACUCAAUACUCCUACCAGGUUAUGUUACCAGAGGCUGUUGCAAUUGUGAUUGCUCCCACUGAUCCUAGUAGGAGCUGUGGAAUAUUCAGGCUGACAGACCCAGGAGGAAUGGGUGUGCUUAGGGAGUGCAGGGAAAGUGGGUUCCACUCCCACCCGGAGACUACGGAUGGCAGUCCAAUAUAUGAAACCUGCUCCAAGGUUAUAUUCAAUCCAAAUUUGAGGUUUGAGAUUGUUGAUCUGCGUUCUGCUCCCUGAACAGUGUAAUUCAGCCUGCAGCUCUCUAUAUACUGCCGUGUCUUGCCAAAAUAUGCAAGUAAAAAUGCAUAUACCAUAAUAGAUAGAUCAUCCAGGACACCAGGCAAUACCUGCUAGCUGCGUACCUUAUCAUCUGGAUGACUUGGGUAGAAAAUGUUGGUAUUACUAAUCCAUGAUAUCAACUAAGCUUUGAUGAUGUUACAGUAAUGUGGGGGUAUUUGUAAAAAUGAAGUGUAACUUGGAAAAAAAAUAGUGGUGAAUUGUCUAAGAACUCUGCCUUUUGUAUCGAUACUUCUCCGAAGGCA